Vigna unguiculata (cowpea) is the source of this 4022-nucleotide messenger RNA. It is a transcript of the gene RECQ4A, whose product is annotated as DNA helicase (RECQl4A). Gene Ontology annotation, molecular function: nucleic acid binding; ATP binding; four-way junction helicase activity. Gene Ontology annotation, cellular component: nucleus; chromosome; cytoplasm. The record is from RefSeq and is a predicted model, not a curated record. NCBI's taxonomy places the organism in Eukaryota, Viridiplantae, Streptophyta, Magnoliopsida, Fabales, Fabaceae. Gene Ontology annotation, biological process: DNA replication; double-strand break repair via homologous recombination.
GUUGAAAUGAAAAAUCCCGCCAAUGCUUUGGAAAAGCUCGCUCUCUUCUCUUCCGUACGAUUGUUUGGAUCUCUCUCUUUCAAUGGCCAACUUUUCUCCUCAAUCAUUUUUCUAGGGUUUUGAUUCGAAUCGCUCUUCUUCCACUCAACGUUGCAAUCUCCAUUGCAUUUUUCUUCCAUUUACCGAUGUCCAUAUUUUGCUGAGGGAAUGUGUUGUUUUGGUUGCUACUCAAAUGAGACAAGGUGAAGCCAAUUCAGUUCGGGCUGUUAAAGAGAAUAACAGGGACUGGUUGCAGCAUGCCAAUGCUCAUGAGAAUUUCUCCUCCCAAGAGAAGUUUUUGAGCUCUAAUUUUCUGUUCUCUCUUCCGCCUAAGAAGCCCCGCCACCGAGAACCGAACCCUGGGACUUCCGGGUUUGUAUUUCAACGAAGUGAAAAUAUUCAAGUUUCACAGAGAGUACAAUUUGACAAGGCUUGGGAUGCUCUUUCAAGUCUACAAAAUUCUAGUAGGAACUAUGUACAACCUGGAAAAUCUGUCAAUGUUAAUCAGCAGAGUCAUGAGAAUACGAGAACAGUACCCAUCCACGGAGGCUAUCAGAAUGACAACCGUAUGUGUCCUGAUGUCACUGCCAUUCCAGUUGUUAGCGGAAAUACUUGGGGUUUGGAUGGUUCAUUGAACAAUCAUAAUAAGUACACAGGCCAAAUCAACGAGUCUUCUAACUGCAUGUCUGGAGAUAUUGAUGAUGAUAACAUACUUGAGAACAUUGAUGUUGACCAAAUAGUUGAGAAAUACCAGUCGACCAGCACUCCCACGUCGUCAAUAUCCAAGUUUCCUCCUGUAACAUCAAAUGCACAUAAAGAUGAAUGUGCUAGACAGGGGGAUGAUAUUUUGCCACCAGACCUGUGUGUAGAUUGCAUCCAUGGGUACAAGUUAGGGCUUUGCCCUGAAGCAGCAAUUCAUUUGCAGGGAUUGAAGGAUAAUCUAAUUGCAAUCUCCAAUGAACUGCUUGACAAUGGUGAAAACCUCAAUUCUACACAGUUAACAAAGCUUCGCCAUGAUAGGUCACAGCUGAAUAAGCAAAUUCAACAACUAGAAAAAUAUAUUCAAUCUGGUAAUCUUAACGAGGAAAGGCAAAAGUCACAUUUUUCUGCAUCCACGGCACCAUCUACAUCAUCUGUGUAUGAAACACCUCAGCAAACUGGUGCCUGUAAUGGAUCCAAGCGAUAUGAUACCCAGGCUUAUAUGGGUAUCGGGACAUGUGGUUCAACAUUCCAGUCUCUUCCAUCUUUUUCUUUAGACAAUUAUAGCAUAUCAUCGGGUCCGGUGGAGCGGGAGGCGUUCAUCCCAAAGAUUAUUGAAGUUAAUUACAUUGAAGGUUCUGGAGACAAACGCUGGAGCAGCCAUGAUUUUCCUUGGACAAAAGAGUUAGAGGUUAAUAAUAAAAAAGUAUUUGGAAAUCAUUCCUUUCGCCCCAAUCAAAGAGAGGUCAUUAAUGCCACAAUGAGUGGAUCUGAUGUUUUUGUUCUGAUGCCCACUGGUGGUGGAAAGAGUCUGACAUAUCAGUUACCGGCUCUUAUUUGUCAUGGUAUAACAUUAGUAAUUUCUCCUCUUGUGUCCCUUAUUCAGGAUCAAAUAAUGCACUUACUGCAGGCAAAUAUACCAGCUGCUUACUUAAGUGCCAAUAUGGAAUGGACUGAACAGCAGGAGAUCCUCCGAGAACUUAAUUCUGAUUACUGUAAAUACAAGUUAUUAUAUGUGACACCUGAAAAGGUUGUCAAAAGUGAUAAUCUUUUGCGACACUUAGAGAAUUUACAUUUUCGUGAGUUACUUGCAAGGAUUGUAAUUGAUGAGGCUCACUGUGUGAGCCAAUGGGGGCAUGAUUUUAGACCAGACUAUCAGGGACUUGGUAUAUUGAAACAGAAAUUCCCGAAUACUCCAGUUUUAGCUUUAACAGCUACAGCAACUGCUAGCGUAAAAGAAGAUGUUGUGCAAGCACUUGGUCUUGUUAACUGCAUUGUUUUUCGGCAAAGUUUUAAUCGCCCAAACUUAUGGUAUUCUGUUGUCCCCAAGACCAAAAAGUGUUUGGAAGAUAUUGACAAAUUCAUUAGAGAGAAUCAUUUUGAUGAAUGUGGCAUUAUCUAUUGUCUUUCGCGAAUGGACUGUGAAAAGGUUGCUAGCAAUUUGCAGGAAUGUGGACAUAAAUGUGCAUUUUAUCAUGGUAGCAUGGAUCCUGCUCAGCGUGCCUUUGUUCAACAGCAGUGGAGCAAAGAUGAAAUCAAUAUAAUUUGUGCUACAGUAGCAUUUGGAAUGGGUAUUAAUAAACCCGAUGUCCGAUUUGUAAUUCACCAUUCUCUCCCAAAAUCUAUUGAAGGCUAUCAUCAGGAAUGUGGCCGAGCUGGUAGAGAUGGUCAACGUUCAUCCUGUGUAUUAUAUUAUAACUAUAGUGAUUAUAUACGAUUCAAGCUUAUGUUAAGUCAAGGAGCAAUAGAGCAAAGUCCCAUGGUAUCUGGACACAAUCGUUCAAAUAUGAUAAAUCCUGGAAGCAUACUAGAAACAAACACCGAAAACCUUAUGCGAAUGGUUAGUUAUUGUGAAAAUAAUGUCGAUUGUCGACGCCUUCUGCAGCUUGUUCAUUUUGGGGAGAAGUUCAAUUCUUCAACUUGUCAUAAAACGUGUGAUAAUUGCUUGAAGAUCACAAAUUUUAUUGAGAAGGAUGUCACAGAGAUAGCAAAGCAAUUGGUUGAACUUGUUAAGCUAACGGGACAGAGGUUCUCAUCAUCUCAUAUAUUAGAAGUCUAUCGUGGUUCCUUUAGCCAAAUGGUUAAGAAAAAUCGGCAUGAGAAAGUGAGCCUUCAUGGUGCUGGAAAGCAUCUAGCUAAGGGUGAGGCUUCCCGUAUAUUGCAUCAUCUUGUUGUCGAGGAUAUUCUUGUGGAAGAAGUAAAGAAAAGUGAUUAUUAUGGAUCGAUAUCGUCAAUAUUGAAGGUAAAUGAGCUCAAGGUCUGUAAUCUGUUUGCUGGGCACCGAAUUAUAUUGAGAUUUCCAUCUUCUGUAAAGGCAUUAUUAAAACCAGGGAAAUCUGAUGCAACUCCAGCCAAGGGUUCUUUGACAUCUGGGAAGCCGAAUGUUAUUCCAAUUAACACUCCUCAGCCUCAAACCGAAGUGGAUUUGAAUCUUUCAGCCAAGUUAUACACUGCUCUGCGUAUGUUGAGGACAACUCUUGUCAAAGAAGCUGGAGAUGGUGUUUUUGCUCACCACAUAUUUGGUAAUGCCACGUUGCAGCAUAUGAGCAAGAGAGUGCCGAGAACCAAAGAAGAACUCCUCGAUAUCAAUGGCAUUGGCAAGGCAAAGGUAAGCAAGUAUGGGGAUGAGAUACUGGAAACCAUUGAGAAUACCAUAAAUGAAUAUUACAAGUUGGAUAAAGCCAGUAGCGACAGCAAAGGCAGUGCAGAUUCUGGGAAAAGGAGACGAGAGUUUAAUAAUGCUGAGGACGAUGACGCCCUCACCAAUAGUACAGGUCGUUCUAAGAAAAGGACUAUAAAGAAGCAAAAUAGAAAAACUGUGAUAUAUGAUUCUGCAGAGGAAGAUUAUUUUCAUGGAUGCCAUGACGAAGACCUAGACUUCGACCUCAUAGAAAUUGAUGCAUUAGAUCAGGUGACUUGUAAAAAUGCUUCUGGGGGAGCACUACCUCAAUGGACAACAUCUUGAAAUGAUACACAAUCAUAUUAUUGUCAUGCCCCUUCGGACUAUGUAUACCAAGCUUGCAGUAAUUUAUGGUUUAUUGCAUCGCACGAGUGGAAGAUAACUAUUAUACGCAGAUCAACGAGGAAAACUGUAUUACUUGUAUUUCUACAACCACCAUCAAAGUUAACUUGUACGGUGAAGAGGUUACAAUUUAAUUUGGUUAAAUCUGAGGAUAACUGUAAAAAGAUAGUGAAAUUGUAAAGGUGGUAUCUUCAAUUGGUAAAGGCUUUGUAUUCCGAAGUAAUAACCAAUAUAUUUUUUUUAUUGAUAUUUCUUAAAGUCU